Sphaeroforma arctica JP610 is the source of this 511-nucleotide messenger RNA. RefSeq lists its product as hypothetical. Bases 1 to 477 code for a protein of 158 amino acids. The record is from RefSeq and is a predicted model, not a curated record. The transcript is spliced from 4 exons. Lineage: Eukaryota; Ichthyosporea; Ichthyophonida.
AUGGCACCAGAGAGUAUCGCGUUGUGGGAGAAGUUUCUGAAUGGUGACGAUAGCUACAGAAAUUCUCGAUUUAAAGUCAUCCCGCGCGUCAUAGAGGGCAAUUGGCUCGUCAUGAAGGCCUGCGGCACCUCGAAACCGGUCUUGUACGCCACGAAGCUAACACACUACUAUCGGAAGACCGAUCGCUUCUUCGAGAUCAGCUGUGACACAACGAGCUCAAAGAUUGCGAGCAGUCUUGCGGACUUGUGUGUGGGCAAAGCUUCCACCCUCACAUUUGAUAUGGCUAUCAUGAUAGAGGGACGCGACGAAUCGGAGCUUCCAGAGCAAAUAUUGGGGGUCUUCCGGAUGACCAAACCAGAUCUCAAACACUGCAGGAAAGUGCUGCUACCAUCCAAAGAAGACAUCGCACAUUCUAAGCCGAGCCUCGGAGACUUGAUGACCAGUAUGAGUCUGAAGAAGAGGACUUCAGUAAAAUAAUCAAGAGACACCUAGGGUGAACGGCACAAAUGAU